CUUUUAAACGUUUCGCUUAAAAAUAGAUCAAAUCUGAAUCUCGAAGGAGGUCAAAAAGCCUAUCCAGAGGCUGGAUACUACAGGACCUGAUCAGCUAUGACGGGUCUAUCCCGAUAAACGGGUUUAAAAGGCCAUGAUCUCUUCGGAAUAGCUACUUCAGGAAGGGAAAAUUUUAUCAUUAACUCAGUUGAUAAAACUAACACUAAAAACAUUUCGCACCUACUUACAUUGGCGUGCCUCCUUGCGGCAUAAGGAAUAUCAAGGACUUCAUUACACUGUACAUAUUCGCGUAUCACAUCUGAGGCACCGUUAAAAGACAUGGAGAUUGAUAGAUCAAUGUUUCUUCGCCAUAAGGCGAUACCUCUACUUUCGUUGAUUCAAGCAAUCUUGGUCGUUCGUCUUGUUUCCUCCGAGACGGUUAUUCUAGAUUCUCAUUCUCGAUACGACCAAUCAUGGGAUUGGCUAACCACAUAUGAACUGGCGACUGGUAGCGGGUGGGGCCGCAGUUCACAAACAGGAGAGUACCUCGUCUGUGAUCUUCCAGAAACUGCAACGAAAAGCACCAACAGUUGGCUAAUUUCAAAUUUCAUUGACCUGCAAGGCGCAGUAUCAGUAACUGUUCAACUAGAAUUCACUGCGAGACAAUGUGACCGUCAGUCACUUCCUUUCUGCAAGGAAUCAUUCAUGUUAUAUGUCUACCAAACAGACCAAAGGUUAAUAUCUGGAGUGCAGAAAUCAACGAUUCUGGCUGGACAUUUUACGUUCGCUGCAACCAUCGCUCCUAUUCACGUGUGGAAUUCUGCUCAGGCGAGAAUAACAAACAAAGCAGCAGUUGGACUCACUGUUCAAAGCAAAGGACUUUAUUUAGGAUUUCGAGACAUAGGAGGGUGUAUCGCACUCGGGAAAGUUCAAGUUGUUUCCAACUUUUGUCCUGGGAAAAUCAUUGGUGGGGCAAGUUAUAAUAGAACCCCUUCUCCUCCAAAUGGACAUGCUGUCAAGGUAAAUGGUAACUGUGCAGUAAACUCAGAGAGUCCGCAUAACGCGAACACACUACACAUGCAGUGUCAAAGCAAUGGAACCUGGAAUAGGCCAGCAAGUGCCGCUACUUGUCUGUGUAAACCUGGUUAUCAAAUCACUUCUCAGGGAUGCCAAGAAUGUCCUAGUGGAAAAUUCAAACCCAGCCUAAGCAAUUCAGAGUGCAGCAGCUGCCCGGUGAAUACUAAUUCCAACAACUCUAGACAGCAAUGUGAAUGCAAUGCAGGAUUUUAUCGGGGCCCAAAAGACAAAAAAGAAGGAAAAUGUACAGCACCGCCAUCAGCUGCAAGAAAUUUAUCAAUAAUAUUUCAAGACCAAUCCGUAAUCGUUGUUGCUUGGCUGCCGCCUUUAGACAACGGAGGGAGAGAAGACGUCGUCUACGACAUCAACUGCUUUCAAUGUGAUCCAGGUCCACACUGCAGAAACAAGCAACUCUGUGGUGGGAAACUAGAAUUUUGGCCAGUGAGGUUUAAUAAUCAUUUUACGCAUGUUACACUGACAGGAUUACAACCCAACACAUCAUACAUGCUUAGGGUUACUGCUGAAAACGGAGUGAGUUACUUGUAUGGGCCUAGUCCGAGUAGGAAUGCUGAGAUUCAGUUUGGAACAAGGAUUUCAGCUAAAAUGCUUUUGGAUAAGACCUAUGUUGAUGACACUACAGCUGUUCUAACAUGGAAUUCCGUGGAUAAUCCUCACGAGUUUUCAAGCUAUGAUCGCUAUGAAAUAUCCUGCUUUAAAUGUGAUCAAGGCGGAGACAGUGUUAAUCACCAAUGUACAGAAUCCUGUGGGGAAAAAAUACGGUAUUGGCCGGGUAAAGAAGGGCUCAAGGACAACCACGUGACUGUGUCGGAGCUGGAACCAUCCACACUGUAUAAGUUUGUUUUGUAUGUCUGGAAAUACCGUACUGCGUUGUCUUCAGUGUUGAUCGAGACAAGUGCUUCCACAGAAGUUUCUCAGGGUGGACAAUUCUUUAACCUACCGACAAUAAUUGCCUUAAUACUGGCAGGUAUAUUAUUCAUUGUUGCUGUGAUUAUAUUGCUGGUCACUUGCCAUCUCAGAAGACGCUGGUACAACACUGGCAAAUCCGUGGGUUCAGAUAAUAAUGGCUCUAACGAGGGUACUUACUCCAUUGAAAAUACUGACAACACAAUAAUUAUGGAAGAAAUACUACAUGACAUUGACCACUCUACAGCGGGGAAUCAAAUGCGUUAAAAACUGUCAGAAUGCAGGAAUGGUUCAGCAUCAAAGUUGAAGUGAUUUCGUUGUUAGCCUCUAAAUUCCCAUGAGUGACCAAGACAGAAUUUCUCCUUACAAUAUCAAUACAAUAUCAAGCAGAUAGGUGAUGAGAAUUAAGAAAAAUUUCAAUUAUAUUAGCUAAUAGUGGAUCAGUUUAUUGAUCCAAAACCAAAUUCUCCAAACUAACAUCAAAAGAAUUGUAUGUUAGACAGUAGGAAUAAUUACUCACAAGAUCUUGGGCAGACCAGGGGUUAACGAUUUGUCUUUAGUUAUCUAUCUAUAAUGGGACUGAAGAGUUAUUUUGUAAACAAAAUUCGAUAUCUAUUAUAUAUUAUUAUAUCUAUAAUCCCUUUUCUUUGUUGUUCUAUGAAUUGUUCUGCCAUCAAACGCCGACGAAGCACGGCAGCACGAUAAAAAAAGGAAUUUACUGCGUUCGAUUACAAUAAAGUAUUAUUGAUUUUAUUAUAGCUUAGACACUUGUUUAUGAAUUUGAAAACAAUUUUAGCGUAUAUAGACUUGGAAUAUUGGCAACCCAAAGGAUACCCUGGGUUGCCUACAUUCACGCAUUUUUUAGGGGUGUCCAAGUCUCCUGUCUAAAUAACUUUAGACAGGAGAAUUAUUUGGCUAUAAAAGUUAUGCCAGAUGUCCUAGCUACGGGGCAUUCUUCCUUCACAAAAUCAAUGUCGGAUUCAAUAAUGUGUUACUGUAUUACACUUAAAAUUAUCAUAGUUUUGACUUCAACUGAAUAUUGGACAGAAAUUUGGUAAAAGUGAACGUCACUUUGACUUCUAGGGAAACAAAAAAUCGAGCACUUUUCACUUAUGCAAACAAGAAAUUUAUAUUUGAGGGAUCUUUGGUUUUUCUUCGAUGUCUUUAAGGGCCGCCGAAGUAAAAUUGAUAUAUGUUGUUUUUACUCUCCAAUAAUUUCUUUGUUUCAUUAUCUGUAUCAAUAACAGAGUAAAGGCGCCAGGAAUACAAAACAAAAAAAAUGACAUGUGUUUUCAUUUCCUCAGAAGGAAAAUUAUUGCUUUAUUUUGUAAACAUAAAAUUACUUUCGGUCGAAUUGGUUAUAUUUGAUGCAUACAACAGCUUUUGUUUUGUUUUGUUUUUUUUAACCAAGUCUGAUUGCACCAAGUAACGCCAUUAUGAUAUGACAGCACCAAUGGCAACCCUUUAUUUCAAAUAUGUUACCAAAAUUAAAAAUUCCACAAAUCAAUCACAAAUUUUUUAACGUCAUUUUCUUCAGACUACCUACAUUGCUUUCCAGCCAUUAGUGAUUUCUGCACCUCCAUCAAGCGAUUCGACUGUAACCUUCCUAGCCCUAAUAUUGUUUGACAUUAGUAAGAAUUGCUUGGUUUUUUCUGGGAAAAUCUAUUCCUCUUAUUACUUAAUUAUUUCUCAGUUUGAAAAGAUAAUUGCAAAAUCAAAAUUAAAUAUUUCUAGAUCACUCUAUUCACGGGAGGUAUCUCCUCAAUGGUGUUACUCCACCAUGUGUCGCACGCCAGAAAACAGGUUCAUUUUUUUUUGUUUUUUGAAUUUAAAUUAUUCUUUCAUUCCUUAGAUGUACAUGUACAUGUAUUAUAGAAAUGCUUAUUUCUAGAAAAGAAUCUACUUAUUUAGCUUA
Messenger RNA from Pocillopora damicornis (cauliflower coral), 3895 nucleotides. Its product is annotated as ephrin type-A receptor 3. Gene Ontology annotation, molecular function: transmembrane-ephrin receptor activity; protein binding. Gene Ontology annotation, biological process: axon guidance; ephrin receptor signaling pathway; protein phosphorylation. Gene Ontology annotation, cellular component: plasma membrane; dendrite. The record is from RefSeq and is a predicted model, not a curated record. Lineage: Eukaryota; Metazoa; Cnidaria; Anthozoa; Scleractinia; Pocilloporidae.